GCCGGCCCGCGGCAGACUGUGCCGCCGCCGCCGCCGCUGCAGCCUCAGCCUCUCGGUUCUGCCGCUCAGGACUUUCUCCUGGGCCUGGGGGCUGGGUGGGAAGCAUCCGGGAGCAGCCGCGCGGACGGCCCCGACAGUGUGAUCGACUCGCCGGCCUCGGCCCCGGCCAGACCCCGCUCCUCGGCGCGCGAGGGGCCGCGGCGGUUGUGGCGGUGCUGCCCGGCAUGUUGCAGAGCCCGCGGCGGCUCUGCUCCGCCCUGCUGCAGAGGGAAGCCCCCGGCCUGCGCCGCCUGCCCGUCCCCGGGCUGCGUCGCCCCUCGCCCCCGCCGGCGGCUGUCCCCCGGCUCCUGGCGGCGGCCUCGGCGGCCUCGGGCGCUGCGAGGUCGUGUUCCCGAGCAGCGUGUUCCAUGGGAAACGGGACGAGCAGACUCUACAGCGCUCUCGCCAAGACGCUAAACAGCAGCGUUGCCUCUCAGCACGCAGAGUAUUUGGUGUCACCUGACCCUGAACAUCUGGAGCCCAUCGACCCCAAAGAGCUUCUUGAGGAAUGCAGGGCCGUCCUGCACACCCGCCCUCCCCGGUUCCAGAGGGACUUUGUGGACCUGAGGGCAGACUGCCCCAGUAGCCACCCGCCCAUCAGGGUCAUGCAGUGGAACAUCCUUGCCCAAGCUCUUGGCGAAGGCAAAGACAACUUUGUCCAGUGUCCCCUGGAGGCCCUCAAGUGGGAAGAAAGGAAGUGUCUCAUCCUAGAAGAAAUCCUAGCCUACCAGCCUGAUAUAUUGUGCCUCCAAGAGGUGGACCACUACUUCGACACUUUCCAGCCACUCCUCAGUAGACUGGGCUAUCAAGGCACAUUUUUCCCCAAGCCCUGGUCACCCUGUCUAGAUGUAGAGCACAACAAUGGCCCAGAUGGCUGUGCCUUGUUUUUUCUCCAAAAUCGAUUCAAGCUCGUCAACAGCGCCAAUAUUAGGCUGACGGCUAUGACCCUGAAAACCAAUCAGGUGGCCAUCGCACAGACCCUCGAGUGCAAGAAAUCGGGUCGGCAGUUCUGCAUCGCCGUCACCCACUUAAAAGCACGCACCGGCUGGGAGCGGUUUCGGUCAGCGCAGGGCUGUGACCUCCUCCAGAACCUGCAGAACAUCACGCAAGGAGCCAAGAUUCCUCUUAUUGUUUGCGGGGACUUCAAUGCGGAGCCAACAGAAGAGGUCUACAAACACUUUGCUUCCUCCAGCCUCAACCUGAACAGCGCCUACAAGCUGCUGAGCGCCGACGGGCAGUCGGAGCCGCCCUACACCACGUGGAAGAUCCGAACCUCGGGGGAGUGCCGGCACACGCUGGACUACAUCUGGUACUCUAAGCACGCGCUCAGCGUGAGGUCUGCGCUGGAUCUACUCACCGAAGAACAGAUUGGACCCAACCGGCUACCGUCCUUCAAUUACCCCUCAGACCACCUGUCGCUGGUGUGUGACUUCAGCUUUAACGAGGAAUCCGAUGCACUUUUAUAAAAAGGCCUGCCUGCAUCUGUGUGAUCACAGGUCUUAACCAGGGAUGUUUCAGGAAACUGAAAUAGGAUACGAAGUUGCCUGAGGAAGGAUUCCUAGUUUCUAACGCUUCACUUUCCAUGUUGCCAGCAUGCCCUUGGGAAGUUAGUUCACAAACCCUUUCCAUUAAAGCCUACAGCAGAUAAAGCUGUUUGCACUCCAGUUCUGGCUUGUAUUCUUUCCUUUCCCUCAGCAUUACAACUUGAUCAUGUAAGGGCAUUAAAUUAGGCUCAUUUCCAGUUCGAGGAUGCUGUAAAAACUCCUCCGUCAGUAACAAGUAUGUAGGAGUAAUUUCUCUAGACAGCGUUUCAGGUUAUUUAUUUGUGGGUUUUUAAUAUGUCAGCAAGACAUGCAUGGCAAUAUUUAUUUUUUUAUAUCUUCAUGUAGAAUUAAGUAAAUGAAUUAGCAUCAUGAACAUUUUAGAACCACGCAAAACACAGGCCGUAAUAAUAUGUGUACAAAGGCACCAUGUGGCCUGCAAGUCUUUGUUAUUUAAGUGUAUCAGGUCUUGAUGCAUUCUUCAUUAACUAAUCCUUGCUCUGCCUCCAUGUUCCCCAUUAUUGUGUUUCUGGAAGAUAUUUCCAAUUAGUCCCCAAUUAUUUUAAUCAAUUAAUUUUUGUUGUUUAAUCACUGUUAUGUAUGUAUGCAUUUCUACUGGAAUAAUACUGGUAUACAUUUUAGUGCUCCUCCCCGUCCUUUGUACUGGAACGUUUUCCACGUAGGUUAUUUAGCAGCUGUUAUGUUGCAGUGGCUAAGAGUCAGUGGGCCCUUCUGUUCAGAUGGGAAACUUUCUAGAAAGUCUGUUAAUGGGCUGUCAUUGAAACUGCCCAAGAUUACUGGUUCAAAACAUCUAGAAAGCAGAAUGUGGAAAAGUAGAAAGAUAUUCUGUCAGAAAUGAAAGUGGUAAAAAUAACAGGCGAAGCCUCUCUAAAUAUUUUAAUGUAUGAGUUGCAAAUGUUUAAUAAAUGGUCUUUUAAAGCUA
Molecule: messenger RNA, 2523 nt
Organism: Lepus europaeus (European hare)
Lineage: Eukaryota; Metazoa; Chordata; Mammalia; Lagomorpha; Leporidae
Gene: NOCT
Product: nocturnin
Exons: 3
Coding region: 225-1505 (426 amino acids)
Biological process (GO): circadian rhythm
Molecular function (GO): poly(A)-specific ribonuclease activity
Source: RefSeq, a predicted model, not a curated record